Messenger RNA from Periconia digitata, 2390 nucleotides. Lineage: Eukaryota; Fungi; Ascomycota; Dothideomycetes; Pleosporales; Periconiaceae. The record is from the annotation of a GenBank genome assembly.
UCCUAAACAAGCAUGCGAUGAUGCUAUGUCGCCAAGACCCCCGCUAUCUCGAGUACCUGCAUCAACAGCUCCAGUUGGAAGCAUUGCAUCAACAACAUUUCACCAUGCCUUUUCCUUUUGUUCUACCUACAACUUCGGGUAUUUCUUUCACUGAUUACUUCAGUAGUAGCACUCAUCCAUCGCUUCCAAAUUGUGCAACCACUGCCCGCGGUGUCGUCCGGGACGUGUUGAAACGGUAUAAGCGUAUCCCGCCCGCGACGCAAGCUUCCAAUCUCUCCACUGUCCUCGCGGCAAUACAAGACUACCUGCCUUACUUAUUUGCUCUCGAUGCUGGACUUAGUGGGACGAGCUGUGCAGGAGAAGAAAUUGAUUUGGUUUUGGUGAAAGAGCUUGAAGUAGAAUGGCGUUCGACAUUGGGAUCCGCACUGCCUGGACGUGAACCUGCUCGCAUCAAACUGAGGAGCCUUGAGAGUGAGCUCUUCUUCACAUUAUCCACACUUGCAUACGUCUAUAGCUUGCAAGGGAGAGCUCAACUUCACACGCUCUAUCAUGCGACCCUUCCUUCACCUGAACAACGAAAAACCGCCAUAAGUACAGCCAUGAACUAUUUUCUGGAUGCAAAUGCAGUACAUACUUACUUGGUAAAUCGGGCACAGCAGUGGAACAACCAGCCUCUUGCAGCAGAUAUAUCGGGUCCUGUGCUUGGUGCGCUGGCAGAGUUGUCCAUGGCAGAAGCUACCAUCAUUUCUGUGCUGAAAGACGACCCUUAUCCAGCCGUCAUCGUUGAAGAGCGUAACAAGCAAAAUAGGGAUUGGAUGUUCAAGGGAGUCGAGAUACCCAAAGUACGCGCCCACCUUUUCGCUCGGCUAUGUUUGGCUGCAUCCGAACAUGCAGCAAAAGCCCAAAGCAUGCUCGGUCGCGCGAAAGUCGAUGAAACUUUCCUCAAAUACGUCGAUGAUCUUCGGCGAACGGCCAAGGCAAAGGCGUGUCGGUUCCUCGGAUGCGAUGCUGAACUCGGGGGGAAGACAGGAGACGGAAUCGCCUGGCUACGAGGCGCGAAGAAAGAGCUAGGCUUCACCGCGGUCGGUGCUGAUGAAGACAAGAAAUCAUCGGGCCUUUCGAAACUGAAAAAGGAAUGGAAAGAGAAACGGGAAGAUAAGAAAGUGGAGAAGGGGGAUGGCUGGGGGGCUGAUGCUGGCAAAUUCGAAGAGGGUCGGAUCGUCGACAUGCUGCUGAAGAAGUGGGAGAAGAUGAACGACACAAUGGGAGUGCAACUCAUCCCUCCUUCCGAACAAUUAAUAGCCACCAUGCCAUCGGGACGAGAUAUUCAUACGCCCAAGAUGUAUAUCAUUCCGGCGCUCGAAGAGCAUUCUAUCAUCCGCAUGCGGGCUCCACCAGACCCCGGGGAGGCUUUUGAGGGUGAAGAAGACGAUAGUGGCGACGAGGAGAGAGAAGCGGCGGCACAUGGCGCACCAGUCGGUGCUUUCCCUGGAACCAAGGGAGAGUAUUCAGCGGGUACAAGUUACUAUUAAGCUCUCGUUUUUCGCUGGAGUCCUUUGGAUCGUCUUCUUGGGCGUUUGCUUUGCGUUUUGCAGUGCCGUUCAAUCAAGCAAGUACUUUUGGCAACAUCGUCUGUUUGGUAUGUAGUUGACCCUAAUGCGCCAGCCUAUCAUAACAAGCUUUAAACACACACACACUUUCUCUCUCUCUCUCUCUCUCUCUCUCUCUCUCUCUCUCUACCGCAAGAUAAAUCAACAAGAUGCAUUGUCCUAUCGCGAGGAAUACAACAUUAUGAACAGUGGCCCAUAUUACUCCAAGACAUACGGAUUGUUGAUAUUGCCAAGUUCUAUCACUCAUCCCUCGUGAAGAGCUCUAAUAAGUCACCGGAGUGGGCCAUCGCCAUAUGUGCAAGACAAGACAGUCAGAAAAGACUUCUAUAUCGGGCUCUAGUCUUAUCGUCGUCUGUUAGAGGGCUCGGUUCGCUGCCAGCCGUUGCGCCCGCCUUCCCCCCGUAUACUGGCCCUACUUAAGUACCAUUCGGGAAGGUUUAUGCGAAUGAUGGCAUGGCAUGGCUGUUCAGCGUUGUAGAAUCUCAUUACUUUCUUACAUCAACCGAAAUCAUUCAUCGUUCGAGCCAUUUCGUUCUACCUAUACAAUAAUGGUAGCAAUGAUACAUGCACAUGUGUAUGCGCAUGUUGUCGAGAUACCAUGAAACAAUUGACUUGAACGUGUGAUGAUGAAACAAACACGCUCUUAGCGAAUCCCGAGGAAUCCGACCUUGCUUCUUCCUUCUUACACCCAGCGAUUAGCCAAUGAAUUGGAUGAUAGUCACGGAAGAAGUUUAUCUCGCUGAUAGCCCCCCGCUUUCUAUCAUUUGCCCAUAUUGACGC